AUGCUUUUUGGGAUUUAUGCUUCGAUAUCUGUGGUGGUCCACCUGUUUGCUGAGGGGUAUCUUAGCACAGGCACCUGGGGAGACAGGCAACUCCGGCUGUGUGCUGAUAUGGUCUGGAGCACACUCACAUGGCCGCGGCUGUACAACGAAACGUCAGCAACGGUCAUUGGCCUUACUCGUUGCUCACCCAACGCAUGCAAUUGGAUCGCAACGAGAGUGGAGCAGGAGAAGCGGAAGGCCGCUGAAUUCCAGUUGGACUGCUACAUUCGCGCCGACAAAACCGGGCAGGCUCCCUACUUCGACCAGAACUCUGACGACAUGGCAGACUUGUAG
Messenger RNA from Klebsormidium nitens, 333 nucleotides. The record is from the annotation of a GenBank genome assembly. Lineage: Eukaryota; Viridiplantae; Streptophyta; Klebsormidiophyceae; Klebsormidiales; Klebsormidiaceae.